AUGAAACUCAUUGAGGUCGGAUCGUCUUCUGAAGACAGCAGUCUUGAGUACAUCGGUGAGGACGUCUCGGAGCUAUGCUUUGAUGAUGUUUACAGCUACACUUCGCACUUUAAAAAGGUAUGCAUCCACAAAACAAUAUUCUACGCCUCGGACCUCAAGACACUUUUGCCAGGAAGAUGGCUGAACGACAAAAUUAUAAACUUUUACUUUGAGCUACUGGGAAGAUUCCACAAGCAGUCGUACUACUUUUCCACGUUUGUCUAUCCAAUGAUCAUUGAGAAGUCCACGGAGGAGCUGGCGGAGUUGUUCAGCACCGUCGACUUUUCGAGGUACCGCAGCUUCUUCGUCCCAAUACAUGCGGACUCGCACUGGUCGCUGGUAAAAAUCCAGGACAACCUUUUGAUAGGAUACGACUCAAUGGCCGAGGUUGCAUAUGGCAAAAUACUGAAAAUCAAGGAGUUCUACGCCAACGUCAUUCUGGAGCGGAGCAACGAGAAUGUUGGGUUCUAUUUACGACACACCCGCGGAAAGAUUCCGAGGCAGAGCAAUGGGGACGACUGCGGGGUGUUCUGCUGUGCAUAUGCCAAGUACUAUGCGGCCGACGACUCCAACUACUUCUGCUUUAGCACACACGACAUUCCCAGGAUCAGACGGCAGAUGCUGCACGAAAUACUGUCGGGCAGAAUACUGUACUACGGAGAGGCACUGCCACAUUCCAAGCCCUCCACUGGCACCUGA
Vittaforma corneae ATCC 50505 is the source of this 738-nucleotide messenger RNA. RefSeq lists its product as uncharacterized. Gene Ontology annotation, molecular function: deSUMOylase activity. The record is from RefSeq and is a predicted model, not a curated record. The transcript has a single exon. Gene Ontology annotation, cellular component: nucleus. Lineage: Eukaryota; Fungi; Microsporidia; Nosematidae. Bases 1 to 738 code for a protein of 245 amino acids. Gene Ontology annotation, biological process: protein desumoylation.